CGAAGGGGGCGUCGUUGCAUUGCCGCGCCUCCUCUAUCUCCCAUCGGCCAUAGGAGAGGGAAGGUGUACUCUGUCCACGAUCGCAGACCCCAGCCCCUCAAUCCACAGCCGCCGGGACCUCCGCCCCUGAACGCGACAACCGCGGUGUCGGCUAUGCUCCGAUCUGCCGCCGGAUUCGCGCUCCGGCGCCAGGCGCCGGCCCCUCGUUUCUCCAGCCACGGCGGCGGCAGCAGCCCUGGAUGCAGCUGCACCACCAGGCGGAUGUACUCUGGUGGCAUGAAUGAAUCCAAGAGCACGAUGGCUGAUGACAUCAAGAGAACAAUCGCCUCGUUUUGUGAAAAAACCGGCUGGAAAGGGAAGGACCUGUUGUUUGGCUGCAUCGCUGGUACCUUAAUGUGUACGUACAAGUACAAUGCGACAGGAGCGGGAAUACUAGGAUACAGAUUUGAUGAAGUGAGAAAGGAGCGAGAGGUGAGGAAGCAGAGGGAGGAGGCGGACAAAAACAAUAUUGAUAUUUCAUUCUGCUGAUCUCUUUGUAUACCCGAAAUGUAAGCCACACAUGAGAAAGGACGAAAGGCCACACUUGUUCACAAAAGGGAUAUCAUAAAGCUGUGAACUCUUCUAGCUUAUGUAUUUCUAAAAAAUGUACUUAUUUGAAGCUGGAAGACGUGGUGAUGCUUAUUUGUUGUUUUGAUCCUUUUCACCCUGCCAUCAGUAUAUCUUUUGUUCAUAAUUUGUACAGAUGGUGCAUGCACGGAAGAUUUGUUUCGUGCAACCAUAUGUUGUAGGUAGAAAGUCUUAACUUGAAAUUUGUUAACAUGCCAUGACAUACCUUUCC
This is a messenger RNA of Triticum dicoccoides, 838 nucleotides long. RefSeq lists its product as uncharacterized. NCBI's taxonomy places the organism in Eukaryota, Viridiplantae, Streptophyta, Magnoliopsida, Poales, Poaceae. Bases 154 to 528 code for a protein of 124 amino acids. The transcript is spliced from 4 exons. The record is from RefSeq and is a predicted model, not a curated record.